UUAACACGGUGCUCGGCUGCGUUUUCUCCCUGUAGUCUCUCCGGUCAUGGCUGUGGCUCGCUGCUGCUGUCUCUGCGUGACGUUGCCGCUGCUCCUGCUGCGGUGGCCGGGGCUGCUGGUGGCGGCGGAGCAGGUCGCUCUGGUGGAGGUGUUCGUGGAGCAGCGGCCCGGCGCCAGCGCCCUGCUCCAGGGGGAGGUGGUGGAGUCCAGCAGGAGCAGCGGGAGCUCCGAGCACCGGGACGAGGAGCUCGAGGAGCUGGAGGGAGACCUGGUUCUGGUUCGAGAUGAGGAGACCCAGGUAAGCAAGGGAACAGACGAAGACAUCACCAAAAACCAGGAGCCGUGGAUCGGGGUGGUGCCAGUAGAGAUGGACGACAGCAAAGCCUCCACUGGGAACCAGGAGUCCUUCGCUGAUGCAGUAGUCAAUAAAAUGAAGCGAGCGUUGGUCCUCGGAGCUUCAGCACUCAUCAUUCUUGCUCUCAACCAAAACACCGUCAGCGAGAUGGAUCUGUCUCAGGUGCUGUCCAAGCCCAUCAUUGUGAUCCAGACGUCAGAAAAUGUCACCAAGCUGAUUGGAGCUUUGCUCAGGGGUCUCCACGCCACAGCGAGAAUCACAUACAAGACGAUCCUGCAGGACAACCUGGGAGCCACGCUCACGCUCUGGUCCAGCUGUGGUCGAUCGAGAGGCGGUCGCUACGGAGAGUGGCAGGGGGUCAUCUGCACGGGAGAGACCAACUCUCAGGUCCAGAAAUACCUGCAGCAGCUGUGGGACACCGUCCUGCUGGUGGCGCUGAUCCUCAGCACCGGAGUCAUCGUUCAGGCUCGCUGGCAGUACCAGGACCACCAGCUGAACGACGACCUGGAGCUCCUCCCCAAACAGGACGUUCUGAAGAGAAUGUCGUCCCUGAAGACCAAAACCUACCGUCAGCCCAAACCCUGGUGCGACCCGUCGCAGCCGGUGGAGACGGACAACUGCGCCGUGUGUCUGGAGCCGUUCAACAACAACCAGUGUUUGCGGGUGUUGCCGUGUCUCCACGAGUACCACAGAGACUGUGUGGACCCCUGGCUGCUGCUGCAACACACCUGUCCUCUGUGCAAACGCAGCAUCCUCAGCAGCGUCUGUAAGGACAGUUAACGGUCGCCUCGCCUCGUCUCUGCUGCAGCAGCUCUGGGAAUCAGCUCUCGUCUCGACCUCAGCGACACUCCGGUAGCCGUUUUCUUUCUUUUUUUUUUUAAACUGACCUCAACGCUUCCUCCUUCCAGCAGUGGAUCGUGGGAGCAAAUAAGAACUUGUCACAGCAGCUGAGCAGCCGUGGGACUGUGCAGCAGUCGUACUUUAACCUCUGACCUUCAGUGGGUCUCACAGACAUGGUGGUGGUGGCGCCAACACAAUACUCUGAAGUACUGCACCGGCGCUGUUGUGUGGAAACAGUGCUUCUUCCUGGGAUCUUGUUACUGUACAACUGUGGUAAUGUUUGUGUGUGUGUGUGUGAUCUGCAGCGGUGAAGACGUGACUCAACCAAACAUUUAGCUUUGAAUUUGUAAAAACUGACGACCUCAGCGAGUAUUUACGAGCCGGCUGACGGACUUUCAGUGUUGUCUGGUUGUGAGCAUGAACGUGUCGAUCGCCUGGCCAGCGUCAGUGUUCACUUUAGGUCCAAAUGAUGUCAAUAACCAACUUACCAGAGUGGACCAAGUCGCAUCUCGUACUUUUGCAAUCCAGUGUUAGCUGUAGAGGUGGUGUAGUCGUAGUGCAGGAGUCCGUGUGCACCAGUCGGUAACUUAUGUGAGGAGUUAAAGUGUUCUCACUUGUCCUUAACGCGCCUUAUGACUUAACUGCAGAGCGGUGGAAACACAAAGCACCUCUUUAAUCAUGCUUUACAACCUGAGAUUUAUAUGUUACAGAAGCUAGUUUAGUUGUAGUUUUCCUGUUUAAAACAAUUAGUGACGAAGAUGAUGAACAGGAAGGUUUUAGAGUUUGUGGCUGCAGCUUAGUGUCUCACUGCCACUCCAGACAACAGAUUGAUAUCACGCUGUAACGUGAAAGGUUGAUUGUUAUAAGGUGUUCUUUCACUUUACUACGACUUGUGUUCUUAUAACAAUACACUAUUUAUUUUGUUAGAUUAUUUCAUUAUUAAACUCACAUUUGAAUGAGGAAACUAUGUGCUGAAAACAGAUCAAUUUAAGAAAACGGCUCUUUCACUCUCGUGCAACUUUGGGGACAUUUUGCAUUUUGAUCAUUUUGGCUGUGUCAAUAUGGCACAAACUGUCGAUAAGGUGUGCAUUUAAAAAAAACUUUGACCUCAUAAUAACUCCUCCUACAACAUAAAAAAGUUAACACCAGGACUUCAAAGACCAAAAUGUCACAAUUAAACACCAUUGACCUGCUAUUGUUUUGAUUCCGUUACAGCAUUGAAUUCUGUUGUUUCCUUCUAGAGCGCUGGCUUUAAAAUAGUCAUAUUUAAUAUUUUCUUCCAUUAUGUGUCAUAAUAUUUUAUGGCAGUAUUAGAAAAACACUGUUUGUGUUUUUCUAAAUCUGACACGGCAUAAGAAAGAUUGCAUCAGAGUUAAUGCUGUUGCUAAUUACUGACAUAUCCAAGACUGUAAUAUUUAAAAAAAUGAUUUUAAAAUCAUGUACAGGAGCAAUAUUUCUCAGCACACUGUUACCAAUAUGUUCUAACAAGAAAAAGUUUGUUAGAUCGUGAUGUCGUAAUAAUAUGAUAACAUCCUGGUUUAAGAUGCUUUAUAACAUGACACUGAUCUGUUUUCCUGCCGUGGCAGCAGUACGCUCCCAUACACAUGGAUGUUUGCUCUGUUCCUUUCAGAAAGUCUAAAUGAAGAACAGUUCUGUGAUGCUGUCCAACUCAAACAUGUGUCCUCUUCGGGCUGCUUAUGCACCACCAGCUGCAGACACGUAGUUGGUAUUAUUCAACUACUGCUUGUUCCACUGGAGGACUCGGUUCAUACCUGCACAGUGGACUGAUGUCUGCGUGUUUAAUGGAUGUGAACUACAUGUGAAACCAACACGGUGGCUGCUUCUGGUUAACCAACACAUGCACAGCUGCUUUCCUGGUAGCAGAGCGGCGAUAAAAAUAACUAAAGGCUACUUGCACUUUUGCACAGACAAACUCAAAGUCACUUGUAUAGUUAGAAUAGUGUCAUGAUUUCUACAUCCACACAACGUGCACGAGGCUCCGUCUGCACCGUUUAUAGUUCACAUCCACAGAACACGUAGAAAACCUUUCUGCUGCACAUGUAUGAACUGGUGGACUAAAAGUAUGGUAGCAACAUGAGGACAAGUCUGCACAUCAUGUUGGCGAGGUGGUAAACCAGGAAACACCUGCAUCAGCUCUUAUUUAGCUUUUAAAGGAACACUUUUUGACAAAUUUGCUCUCCUGUCUGCAGUCACAUUAGAUGAUACCACGCUUGUGUUCCUGCAGUUAAUUAGAGGCAUAAAUCAGAAGUGUCUGUAACAUAAAGACAUGUGAGUGGAUCAAUUCUGUCGGCUAAACAAGAGAGCAAAUCUACGGGUACCAAGUGUUCCUUUGCAAAAAGACAAAUUCAACGUGUUUGUUUACAUACAACAAACAGUCAGAUGUUCCAGCACAGCAGAACUGUUCACUUACCAACAGUGGGCGAGUAAUCAAAAUGAACUGCAGCCGUACUCCUGUGAAACAAAGAAGGUCACGUCUAAUAGAUUUUGACAUUUUGUCAGUGACGACUCAAACUCCAAGGAUGUCAAAAAAUUAUUGUAUUUAUGUUGUUGUUUUUUUUGCAAUGUCAACUCCAAAAAGCAAUUACAUGUGCUUUCCUUUGUUACAAAAUGCUCUGAUAGAUCUGUUCUCUUCAUAGAAAAUAGUCUGUGCAUGGCCACGUGUAGGAGGUUCCCCACAGCUCGGAGACAAACAGCGAGUGCUUCCAAACACAGCAGCACGGUAACGUACGGAGCCCUGCAGGGUCACGGGGAGCAGUUUGGGAUUUGCAUUUCCUCCAAAUCUGCUUUUUGUUUCCUCUGAUCCACAUGAACAGUCGGUGCGUUGGUCUAACGCGCUGUAAGAUGCUACAACGAGGGGAAAUGAUGCAUUUAUUCAUUUCAAAAA
This is a messenger RNA of Stegastes partitus (bicolor damselfish), 4100 nucleotides long. RefSeq names its product ring finger protein 215 (gene rnf215). The record is from RefSeq and is a predicted model, not a curated record. The transcript is spliced from 10 exons. The coding region runs from base 47 to 1135 and encodes 362 amino acids. NCBI's taxonomy places the organism in Eukaryota, Metazoa, Chordata, Actinopteri, Pomacentridae.